UAAACUGUUUACACCACGCCCAGACGGAGGGUUGUUGACACGUCCACACACACGUGUCCACUAGCGGUCACUGCCGGCCAGAGAACUGACACAAACAGGGUGUUUUUUUGGUGAAGUCAACUGUCACACCAAUAUGUUGACGUUUGGACUUCUUCUGACCACGUGUCUGGCAGUCAACUCGCAAGGGACAUCUGGGAACUGCAUGGCAACUGGCUGUGGUGAUUCCGGUAUAUGUAUAGACUAUGGGGACGGCAACGUGCGCUGCUCCUGCACCGACGGCUUCAAGGGAACGGCGACUCAAUGUGUGGCAGAGACGGAUUGUAGGUUCACUGGAUGCACGGACGGCACGUGCGAGUCUGGGAGUGACGGGUCAUUUAGAUGCACGUGCAAGCCAGGCUUUGUUUUCACUCAGGAUGACAACAAAUGCGAGCCAGCCCCCGAGAACUGCCCGGACACCCCGUGUCCAAAUGGUUACUGCAGGACUAACACGGACGGGAGCAAGAUGUGCAUGUCGGACUCUUCAGCCUCUAAGACAGAAGACUGCUCGACCCGGAACUGCCAAUACGGCGUCUGCAUCAACAGGAACGGCGUGUACGGUUGUCAGUGCCUCAUGGGAUACACCCUGUCAACUACGGACCGCACCGUGUGUGUCCCACUUACACCAGGUCAGUCUGCCACAAAUGCCAUCAACAUGUGCCAGUGGACUGUCUGCACUAACGGUCGCUGUGACACGGAUCGGGCAGGGGCGCCAUAUUGCAUCUGUAACCCUGACUACCAAUGGUCAUCGACCAGUAGGACCGUGUGUGUGAAGAAAUACAAACCAGUUCCAUGGAGUUGCGAUGUGAGUGGGUGUCAGAAUGGCUACUGCGGUAGAGGGUAUGCUGGUCACCGGAAGUGCAUCUGCUAUCCUGGCUUCCGUCCGGAUCCUUAUCACCCAUCACGAUGUGUCGAGAUCUACAACCCAUGGAGAUACGGCUUUGACAUUUUUUCGUCACCAAUGGGAAUGCUACUUCUGGGAGAUUUCUAGAUCCUUGGACCGCCCAGUUGUUUCUGGUUAUUAAUAUAAAUUAAUAACAUUAUGAUUUUGAGUGUUAUUGUCGUGUAUAAAAAUGGAUAUGUGUCAGCAAUAAAUUUUGUACGUUUGCAA
Molecule: messenger RNA, 1147 nt
Organism: Haliotis rubra (blacklip abalone)
Lineage: Eukaryota; Metazoa; Mollusca; Gastropoda; Lepetellida; Haliotidae
Product: fibrillin-1-like
Exons: 8
Coding region: 134-1027 (297 amino acids)
Molecular function (GO): calcium ion binding
Source: RefSeq, a predicted model, not a curated record